AGUCCUCCCGUUCCCAGUGAGAGCCGCCACACACACUCACACUCACGCUGCAGGUACUCCUCUCUCCCUGAGUCAACAUGGUAUCAGAGGCCAGGUUCGGCGGGGCCUGACGGACGGCGGCGCCGGCCGGCGAGGCGCGGGCGCGGGCCAGUGCCUGGGGGACGACGGUCGCGGCGUCAACGCGCUGCUGCGCACGAGUGGUCGGGCGCGGCGCUGCCUGCGCGGCCGUGCACGGGCUGACGCGGCAGAGGACGGAGGGACUCGCGACCUGAAGGCUGCGCAGGUGUUGUCCAUGCGAAGGAGGAGUGCUUGCGUGAGUGCGCAAGGUGCUGCUGGAGUUUCUGUGCUGCUGCUGCUGCUGCGUGAGGCAGCGGGAGGAGGUAGGAGAGGUGAUCCUGGAGCUGCCGUUGCUGCUGCUGUUCCUUGGGAGGAAGAGGUGUUGCUUGCUGCUACUGGUGGUGGUCAGUGCUACUGCUGCUGUGGGCUGCUGUUGUUGGGUGUGUAGAGGUUGUGUCCAUUGCUGCUACUGAGUGUUGCUGCUUCCACUCCUCCUGACCAAAGAUGGCUGAGCCAACAGGCCUUGCUGAGGCUUUCGAGAAGCUUGCUAAGAUCUUCGAGGAGUCGAAAUCUGGGGCCAUCGUUCCUCGACAGGAAGUGGCUCAGAAGAUCGAACUGCCGUCCAUGGACAUGAAGUUAGAGGGGGCUACCAAUUAUCUGAGCUGGUCCCGGAGGGCGUUGCUGGCUGUGGAACAGAAGGAGGUUGAUGGGCACUUGUUGGGUGUUGUUGCUGAACCAGGAGACAAGACUACUGUGGAGGGAAAAAGAUGGAAGGUCAUAAACUCUGUGCUCAUUGGCUGGUUGUUGAACUCGGUGGUGCCCCCCAUUGGACGCUCUGUGGAGGGGCUAUCCACAUCCGCUGCGAUAUGGACGACUCUGUCCACCUUGUACUUAGGUAAGGGCAAUGUCAUGCUAAUUGCUCAGAUUGAGGGGAAGAUCAGUCGGCUGCAUCAAGGCGACGACAUGUCAGUGAUGACAUAUGUGGCAGAGCUGCAGGCUUUGUGGGCAGAGCAGGAUAACUGCGACCCUCUGGAACUCUACGAUGCGGCUUGCAUCGAGUCAGGGCGCAAGUGGAUUGCACGCAGGCGUGUGCUGAAACUGUUGGAGGGGCUUAGAGGUUGUUUUCAUGGCAGGAGGGCAUCCCUGUUGCACCAACCUCUCCUGCCCUCUAUUGAGGAGACUAUUGGUGCUAUGUCUCAAGAGGAGGUGCGGCUAUCUCUUGAGCAUGCAGACAUGAAGGCUGUGCCGUCUUCGACAUUUGCAGUCACUGAGCGCAUGGAGUGGAGCGAUCCCAACAAAUGUCAUAUCUGUGGGGAGGCAGGUCACUGGAAGUGGGCGUGUCCAACUCGUGGCAGAGGCAGGGGAUACAACGGAGGGGGAACUGGCAGAGGCAGGAGUGCUAGAGGCAGAGGUGGAUACUCAGGGACCUCAAGGGGUCAGGCUUCUAGGGGCAGAGGUGGCUACUCAGGACACUCAGGGGAUCAGAGGGCUCACAUGACAGUGGCAGGAGACACUGGGACGUCAAAAGGCAAAGAUGCAGAUGAUGUUGACUAUGGAGACUUUGCUCUCUGGGCCUCCACUGAUGAAGAUUUAGUUUGUCAGUCUGGACCGGGAUCUUGGCCUUCUCGUAUUUAUGCUCAGACUGCAAAGUAUCCAAUGGCAAAUAGUGUUGCUCAGGAUAUGUUUGGAAUAAUUCCAGGUGAUACAGAUUAUAGGGUAUUUGCUGAAGACGUAGCAAAAAUCCCAGGACUUGAUAUUAUCUUUGUUCUUGGUGGUUAUUUUUAUCAUACUUCUUAUGAUACACUGGAAAACCUGCUUCCUGGAAGUAUUCAAGCGCGCGGUGAAAAUUUAUUCAACCUCGUAAAGGCUUUCACAAAUUCUCCGAUGCUGCUAAAAGAGAGCGAGAGAUCCAAUAAAGCUGUUAAUGAGGGAAUCGACGAUCUGAGAGCUAUCUUCUUUGAUUACUUGACUUGGUUCAUGAUCUUUUAUCCACGUGAUGUGUCUCUGAUUAUUCACAGUCUUCCUGUAGCUAUUUUCCUUCUUACACCAUUGUUCCUGAGCUUCCCAAAUAUUACCAUGAUAUCAUUGUUUCGGACUGUUCUGGAUUUAGCAAGAGGAAUGUUGCUUCAUGCAUUUGGUGUCAUCCUUGCAAUAGUCGUUCCUGCUAUGACUGCAGGCCUUAGAUUGUUGUUCACAAAGAAUGCAAUGAAUUGGUUUGCUCACCCUUGUUUGGCAUUUUUUAUGUUUGUCCCGGCAUCAUUGGUCGGUUUAUUGCUGCCGAGGAUCAUAUGGGGGCUAUCAGAGCAAUCACACUUUUGGGGUGCUUUUGGUCUCUAUUCUCUAGUAACUCUGGCUUACAUGCUAGCUGGGCUGAGUGGAGGUUUUCUAACAUUUUUUAUUUCCAUGUCCCUUCUUCUUGGGCGAUUUAUCUCUAGCAUCAGCAGGAAGCAGUUGGGCCAACAAUCACCUAAGUCAUUGUUUGGAUAUGUGAUACCAAUGAUCCCGUGUCUCCUGUAUUGUCUUUACUAUGGAGGGUUCCUUAUCCAGUUUUUGAUUGAAAAGAUGGGAAUGAUGGGAUCUCUUCCAAAACCAUAUGGACAUUUUGUUCCUGAUAUUAUUGUUGGAGCCAUGGUUGGAUUGGUAGUGGGUUGGUGUUUUGGUCCAUUAGCACCUAUUGUUAGCUGUUGGUUGGCCAAAACAUCCAUUCUGCAUGGCUUUUUGCAAAUUACGGUGGUUGCUAUGGCUGUUUCAUCCCAAGUAUUUCCUUACAGCACCGGAGCACCAAAACGAGUUGUGCUUCAACACACCUUUGUCACAGAUGCUAGUAACAUUGUGGAGUCAAACUAUGGUUUCUCUGUGGUUGAUGCUAAUUCGUUGGAGUUUGUUUUCAACAACGCACCUGAGGCAGCAAAAUGGCUAAAAGAUAACUCAGAGUUAUCCUUAAAAGAAAAAUAUCGAUCUGAUAGAAGCACGUGGGUGGCAUUAUAUCCUGUCCCUUUCUUGUUCUCCGGAAGUUUGAAGUUUCCUGCACAGACUGAAGAGAUUAGAAAGCACCACCAGCAUUUCCCUCAGCUAGUUGUUCAGAAGACAUCAAGUAACAAUUGGAACCGACGGGUGCAUCUACAGCUCUCACUUGGUUCAUUAUCGGAGGUUUGGUCCACUUCGCUCAAUAUUACUGGUCCAUUAUCGAAUUGGUCUUUUGCUGACAGCACACUUCCAGCUCCUCAAACUGUAAGCGGUGGACCACCAUCAUAUAUCUGUCGACUUACUGGACAAAGUAAUGAGAAUUGGUCUUUCUGGUUAGAGGUAAUGAUAUAGGCCUCGUCAUCACCCAUAGUAGUAGGCAAACUCUUCUGAACCGCUGAGAGUCGAUGUGGCUGUACUCGACCAGUUUCUUGUUGAUAGUGCCAAAGAACUGAAGAGCCUCUUUCCAAGUUGGGCAGAUAUGACAGUCUUCACCACAUUUUUCUCAACUUACCAUUUGUAAACUCUGUAUAAUUGUAAAUCUGUGUAUUUAGGAGGGGGAAAUUAAAUAGGUAUCCUAUGUUUCGGGGGCAGGAUGUAUUCUUCUCCCCAGUAGGUGGUGCUGGUCUUGAUGCCACCUUAUUUGUAAUAUCAUCAUAACAAUAAUUUAAUAUAUAGUGGUUUCAAAAUGGAAAAACCUGAAACAAAAAUAAACUGGUAUAGCGACCCCAAAUAUUCACCAUGUAGCACGUACUCCAUUCAUAUUAUAAGGUGGAAACAAAUUUGGAGAGUCAAGUUUGACCAUCAAUUUGAUCAAUGAAAUGUGGGUUCUGUGCUACAUUACACCAUUAAA
This is a messenger RNA of Triticum aestivum (bread wheat), 3874 nucleotides long. Its product is annotated as endoplasmic reticulum metallopeptidase 1. Lineage: Eukaryota; Viridiplantae; Streptophyta; Magnoliopsida; Poales; Poaceae. Bases 562 to 3375 code for a protein of 937 amino acids. The record is from RefSeq and is a predicted model, not a curated record. The transcript has 16 exons. Gene Ontology annotation, molecular function: zinc ion binding; nucleic acid binding; metalloexopeptidase activity. Gene Ontology annotation, biological process: proteolysis.